CAGUACAUGUGAGAGGAGGACGCAGUGUUGCGGUUCCGCUAGUGUUCAGCAAAACUUAGGCAGACGCACGCGCCGAGACCGUAUUAUAUACACGCUACCGAGUACACCGUGUAAUUGCGUUCCGUUUUAAUUAAAAAAAAGCUAAUAUAAUUUAGCUGAUUAUUUUGUGGUUUUUUAUAUUUAUAAAUUUUAUCCUAACAAUGCUUGGGUGUUUUGUGAAGUGAUUUAUUAUUUUUUAUAAAGAUUGGAAAAUAAAACUGUUAAGCGGAAGGACAAAAUACUUAAUAUACAAUUUCCAUGAAUCAACUCCAUACAAGAGAGGUCUCUCAAUUAAAAGGACGAAUGACGAAUUUUCCAACAUAAUUUUUAACGGAAUAAUCUGAAAACUACAUCAAAAUGCAGAUGAUACGGUCAUUCUUUAAAAGGAUCCUCGAUGAUCUAAAGCAGAAGAAACUUCUACCUCUCAAGAUAUUGUGCUUUGUGCAUGCUUCUACACACGUUGUCUUAUAUCCAUAUUUAACGAUUCAUAUGAGAGAAUUAGGCAUAAGUGUAGAAGAGACAGCAGUUAUGUCAUCAUUAACACCACUUUUUUUGAUCAUGAUACCACCGCUUGCUGGAUUAUUUGCGGACAAAAUUGGCAAUUUUAGAUUAUUAUUGGCGCUAACAUCAGUCUUGGGAGGUCUAUCAGCAUUGUUGAUGCUGACUGUACCAGUAGGAAGAUUGAUGGUCACCUACCCACCUUCUGUAGAGCUUGUAGCGUCAUGUAAUGGCCAAAACCUGCGACUUCAACAUGUCAGUCAAUAUUCUUGCCAACCACUACAUCAGUAUGCCCAUGAAACUAAUCUUACGGUAGAGUCAUGCGGAUAUAUUUGCGAGUUACCAAACGCGUCACCUGAAGAGAUGGAUGCGGUACUUCGAAGUAAUUUAUACAAUGUAAACUUACAGUCCCCGAUACAAUCAACGAGACUUUAUUACCAAAAUAUUUACAAUUCAUUGUCAAGAGAUUCCAAACCAGUGAAAGACCAAACGAGAGUUCGAAUAUUGACUAACGAUCCUUAUUUUAAUUCUACGAUGAGAAAAGUUACCGAUAACAAGAUAUUUUUUCCCGUGCCUCAAUUAUAUAAGAUGGAAUGUAAAUACGAAGUCACGAAUGCAACUUGUACUUUAGGAAAAUCCGAUUUAUUAUCUCAGACAGACGCUGGUGCGGAAUAUGAAUUUCGUGCGAGAUUAUCGCAUGACGUAAAAACUGGAAAUAAUGAAGUUCAUGAAUAUAAAGUUAGAUCCAUAUUAAAAGAGAAUGGAACCAAAUAUGGUGAUGACUUUAAUGGAGUUGAUAGCACUACGUGCAUUGAUAAAUUAAGCCAAACAGAGAACGUGGAUGAUCUUUCAGUGUGGGUGCAAGUUAACUCUAAACGAUUCUCAAAAUGUUAUUCUGCUUGCGCGGCGACCGCUCCAAGGACAAGUCUUUGCGAGAACAGUCAAGAGCAGGUUGAAAUCGACCCAGCUCUAACAUUUUGGACUUACAUGGCUGUUCGUGUAUUCGUGGGCAUCAUUGGCGGAACUUCGUUCGCGAUGUUCGAAGGCGCCGUGAUCGCCAUCAUCAGGGAACAGUGCGCGGACUACGGGCUGCAGAAAGUCUAUGGCAGUUUUGGUGGCAUUCUAUCUUCGCCCCUUUCUGGAUUGCUCAUCGAUUAUGCUAGUAGGGGGAAAGGAUACAGGGACUUUAGACCGGCAUUCUAUCUGUAUGCAGUACUGAAGGUCCUUUGCGGGGCUCUAAUGCUGAGCCUCGACCUCGAGUUCAAGAAACCCGCCAAAACUCUCGUGAAAGAUGUUAUCACAGUGUUCAAGAGUUUCGAAAUUCUUGCCCUUCUUAUUGCGUGUGUUGUCAUGGGUACUGCAUGGGGUUACUUAGAGAGUUUCCUAUUUUGGUUCCUACAAGACUUGGGAGCAUCUCAGUCACUCAUGGGGAUUACAAUCACCGUAGGUGGUGUGGCUGGUUUGCCCUUACUAGUUCUCUCUGGCCCUAUCAUCAGUAAAAUUGGACACUCCAAUGUGCUUUUUAUUGGUUUCGUCUUUUAUGCUAUCAGACUUUUCGGGUACUCGUUGAUCUACAAUCCGUGGCUGAGUUUAAUAUUCGAGGCCAUGGAGUCGGUGACGUUGUCUCUGUCGUUUACGGCCGCGGUCACGUACGCGGCGCUGCUGUCGUCGACAACUACCGACACCUCCGUACAAGGGCUGCUCGGAGGGCUCUAUUAUGGUGUUGGUAAAGGUGCGGGAAGUUUAUCCGGUGGUUACUUGAUGAAAUACUUCGGCACACGAACUACAUAUCGACUUUUCGCCGGCGCGACACUUGUAACGGGAUGCAUAUACUUCCUCUUCAACAGGUUUUGCAUAAGAAAGUUUGUAAAGGAUCGAGAGAACAAUGCUUGUAAAAAGGCCAACAUGUUGGACGUAGAGGGCGUUGAAACGAUACGCGGACAAAAAGUAAAUACAGAUGUCGCUAAAGACGCGUCGAAACUUAAUGAAAUGUCAAACUUGGACCGAUUGAAGUUAGUCACGGAUAGUACAGAUGGCGGUAGUGACUCCGGUGUUGAAAACCCAGCGUACACUGAACACGAAGGAUCAGCCGCUGAAAACGUGAAACGAGAAGAGAGCAAAGAAAAAGUGUGAAUUUUAGUUAUAUUUACAUAGCAUACAUUUAAAUCGCAUGUAAGCUUUAAGUUAUUGUUAAGAUGUUUAUUUAUAAUAAAUAUUGUGAAUAUAAA
Colias croceus (clouded yellow) is the source of this 2765-nucleotide messenger RNA. RefSeq names its product major facilitator superfamily domain-containing protein 6-A-like. The transcript is spliced from 11 exons. The record is from RefSeq and is a predicted model, not a curated record. The coding region runs from base 397 to 2670 and encodes 757 amino acids. NCBI's taxonomy places the organism in Eukaryota, Metazoa, Arthropoda, Insecta, Lepidoptera, Pieridae. Gene Ontology annotation, cellular component: membrane.